GCUCAAGCCUUUUCAGUGGUCCGUCCCCUCCGGCCAAGGUAUGCCUCGAUUCAGAGACGAGACUCCUGCAGUGCGCGUUUAUACUGUUUGCGAUGAAUCGAAAUUUUUGAUUGUGAGGAACGUUCCAUCUCUGGGUUGUGGUGAUGAUCUCGCAAAAUUGUUCACCACUUAUGGAGAAGUUGAAGAAUGUAAACCCAUGGAUGCCGAAGACUGUGAACCAUUUACUGAUGUCUACUGGAUCAAGUUCCAAAGGGUAGACAAUGCCAGGUUUGCCAAGAGGAAAUUGGAUGAGUUUGUAUUCCUCGGGAACAGGCUCCAGGUCUCUUAUGCACCUCAAUAUGAGAGCCUAUCUGAUACAAAGGAGAAGUUAGAGGGGAGGAGAAGGGAAGUUCAAACACGAGUAAACUCUCAAAGAUCCAAAAGUUCUGCAAUCCCGGGGCCGGGGCCUGAUGCUGCCAGCAAAUCUAUAAUCACUUCAACCUCUUCACAUAUAACUUCUAAACCAUUAGAAAUUAAUCAAAGUCAGUUCAUGGAGCCACAGGAGACCGCUAAUAAUAGAGAUUCCUCUAUGACUAUAGUAUCAUCUAACAAGGAAUAUUUUUCAUCAGAAUCUAUGAAUCAAACUGUUCGGUUGGUUAGGGAAAAACUAAAUAAGAUACAAUCCAGUGCAGAACAUUCAGAAGCCGGAGCUUCCAAGAAAGUGCGAGUGGACAAUAGGAGGAGAAUUUGACAAGUUUCUGACAAGUGAUGAGAAAAGAAGUUGCUGUUGUUAAUACAAGGUUUCAUGUCUUCCAUCUAUCUCUAUACUAAAAUUGCUAUGCUAGGUUAAUUGAUUUACGUAUAGGGGUGUUAAUGAACAGAGCUUUAGAUAGACUACUCGUGUUUGUAUUUGGUAAGCGUUCGUUUACCUUCGCUUAUUAAGGUAAACGAAUAUAAAUGAACAAAUUUUAGAGCUCGUUUAAUAAACGAAUAGAAUAUGAACAUUUGUAUGCUUGUUUGCUAAGAGCUCGUGAAUGCAUUUGUUAGUGUUCAUUUAAUAAUAUUCAUGGACAUGCUUGUUUAGUGUUCA
Messenger RNA from Ipomoea nil (Japanese morning glory), 1069 nucleotides. Its product is annotated as RNA-binding protein 48-like. The record is from RefSeq and is a predicted model, not a curated record. Lineage: Eukaryota; Viridiplantae; Streptophyta; Magnoliopsida; Solanales; Convolvulaceae. The transcript has 8 exons. Gene Ontology annotation, cellular component: nucleoplasm. Bases 41 to 730 code for a protein of 229 amino acids. Gene Ontology annotation, molecular function: RNA binding.